This is a messenger RNA of Acanthisitta chloris (rifleman), 2088 nucleotides long. RefSeq names its product protein-glutamine gamma-glutamyltransferase 6-like. Gene Ontology annotation, biological process: peptide cross-linking. Bases 1 to 2088 code for a protein of 695 amino acids. The transcript has 13 exons. Lineage: Eukaryota; Metazoa; Chordata; Aves; Passeriformes; Acanthisittidae. Gene Ontology annotation, molecular function: protein-glutamine gamma-glutamyltransferase activity. The record is from RefSeq and is a predicted model, not a curated record.
AUGGCAGAUCUGACCCCAACACACAUCAGCUGGCAACCAUCAGUGAACGCAAGCAACCACCACACUGACAGAUAUGCCAACACUGAGCUGACUGUGAGGCGAGGACAAGCCUUCACCAUCACCCUGUACUUCAACAGGCCUAAGCAGAAUGGGGAGAGCCUAGCAUUUGUCACUGAAAUAGGACCAUCGCCCUCGGAAUCUCAUCGCACAAGGGCUGUGUUUAACCUCUCUGAGGCAGGGCCAAGUGGCUGGAGUGCUGCCCAAGGACCCAGUGAUUCUGGCUCUAUGAACUUUGUAAUAUCCAGCCCACCCAAUGCUGUCAUUGGACGAUACAGCCUCACCCUCCGGGUGACCUCAGGGAACAAGAUCACCUCCAGAUUCCUGGGGCAGUUUGUGCUACUCUUCAACCCUUGGUGCACAGGUGAUGAUGUUUUCAUGUCCAAUGAAAAUGAGAGACAAGAGUAUGUUCUAAAUGAAAAUGGAAUAAUCUUUGUGGGCAAUGCAAGGUACAUUGAAGCAAGAGGAUGGUACUAUGGGCAGUUUCAAGACCUUCUAAACAUCUGUCUCACCAUGCUGGAUCUGAGCCUGUACUACCGUCAGGACCCAGCCAUGGACGUCUCCCGAAGAGGAGAUCCCAAAUACGUGGGCAGAGUAAUCAGUUCUAUGAUCAAUGGAAAUGAUAAUGACAAUGGAGUUCUCCUGGGAAAGUGGCAAGGAAGUUUCCAUUCACAUGAGAACCCAUCCAGAUGGGAUGGCAGUGUGGUGAUCCUCCAGAAAUGGCGCCAGGACAACUACAGGCCCGUUCAGUACGGCCAGUGCUGGGUUUUUGCAGGUGUGAUGUGCACAGUUCUGAGGUGCUUGGGGAUUCCAACUCGUUUGAUUUCAAAUUUCAACUCUGCCCAUGACGUGGAUAGAAACCUGAGUAUCGACAAGUACUAUGACAGCUCUGGGAGGAGCCUUAAUAUUGGCAAGGAUUCCACAUGGGAUUAUCACGUCUGGAACGAAAGUUGGUUCAUUCGCCCAGACCUGGGAAGAUCAUACAGUGGUUGGCAGGUUUUAGAUGCAACCCCACAAGAACAAAGCAAAGGAAUAUUUCAGUGUGGCCCUGCCUCUGUCCUAGCCAUCAAAGAAGGCGAAGUCGACUUGGAUUACGACACCUUAUUUGUGUAUACAGAGGUGAAUGCUGAUUGCAACAGGUGGAUUGUGUACAAUGAUGGAACUAAGAAAAGAGUUUAUUGCGAUACAGAAAUAAUUGGCAGAUCCAUCAGCACCAAAGCCGUGGGCAGCAAUUCCCGGGUGGAUGUCACCGCUAACUACAAAUAUCCAGAAGGUUCUUCUGAAGAAAGACGAGUCUAUAAAAAGGCCUUGGCUAAGAUAUUUGGAACGAGCAUCACCGAAGGACGCACAGAAUCCCCCAGUGGAAGAUCUUCAGAGACAGUUAGAAACCCUGGGAUUGCUGGGAAAUUCAAGCUGGCUGAACCUCCAGUUUUUGGCAAAGACAUUAACCUCAUCUUGGUUCUCAGUAACCUCUCUUCUGACCGCAAGUCCGUGAAGGUGGACAUGAGUGCCUCAACCGUCCUGUACACGAGGAGAACAGUGGCAGAGAUCCUGAAGGCAACCACUUCUGUGGACCUUGGGUCUAAACAAGGGAAGCACAUCCGGGUGAAGAUUCCUUAUACUCAUUAUGGAAAAUAUCUGACUACUGACAAAAGGAUCCAAGUUACUGCUUUGUGUGAAGUCAUGCACAUGCGUGGGCUGAAGUUGCUGGUGGAAAAGACAAUCAUUUUAGAGGAUACAAACAUUAUCAUUAAGCUUCCUCGGCGAAUUGUAGUGAACAGAGCUGUGACUCUUGAGAUCUCAUAUGCCAACCCCCUCCCUGAGCCCGUGAGCCGCUGUGUGCUCCUGGUCACUCUGAUGAAUCAACAGGUCAAGAUAAAUCUGGCACGACUUGCACCGAGGGAGAGAUCAAAGAUUUUCUUUGAAUUCACACCUCGGAGGACUGGGCCCUUACAGCUGCAAGUAGACUUCUCUUGUGACAAAUUUUCACAUGUUAAGGGAUUUGUAACAAUCUCAGUAGCACCUGCAUAA